CUUUGGGGGGGGCCCCUCUCCUUGCCUGCCCCCCCCGGGGGAUCACCCCCGGGGUUGUAAGGAGCUCCUCUCUCUGCCUCCCUGGAUGGAGGGGACCUCACCAGGUCCUGUACUCUUCCCUGGGGUCCCCUGCUUUCCUCACACACACACUUCUCCAUCCCUCGGGAUCUCCUUGCUCUCCUCUAAGCACCACUUUUGGGCAGCAUCAGGGACCCCUGUCCCACCCUGUUGACUCUGUUUAGCAUUAUGGGGUCCCCCUUGUUGUCCUCAUCCCUUCCCUCUCCCACUCCCCCCUACCCUAAAAAGGGACAACAGCGUCCCCUCCAUGGGGGUGACAGCUGAGGUGGGUGCUGCUCCUACAGGAGGAACUGCCGAGGGAACCCCAACUGUCUGGUGGGCAUCGGGGAGCACGUCUGGCUGGGAGAGAUAGACGAGAACAGCUUCCACAACAUCGACGACCCAAACUGCGAGCGCCGCAAGAAGAACGCGUUCGUGGGCUUAACGAAUCUCGGCGCCACGUGCUACGUGAACACUUUCUUACAGAUGUGGUUUCUUAACUUGGAGCUCCGACAAGCCCUCUACUUGUGUCCCAGCACCUGCCACGAGUACGUGUCCGGAGAGGGCAUCCCGAAAGACAAAGUAGACUAUGAGCCUCAGACCAUUUGCGAACACCUCCAGUACUUGUUCGCCUUGCUGCAGAACAGCAAAAGGCGAUACAUCGACCCCUCUGGAUUCGUCAAAGCGCUGGGCUUGGACACUGGACAGCAGCAGGAUGCCCAGGAGUUUUCUAAGCUGUUCAUGUCACUGCUGGAAGAUACUUUGUCCAAACAAAAAAACCCAGAUGUUCGAAACAUAGUGCAAAAGCAGUUCUGUGGAGAGUACGCCUAUGUCACGGUCUGCAACCAGUGCGGCAGGGAGUCCAAACUCGUGUCUAAAUUUUAUGAGCUGGAGUUAAACAUCCAAGGGCACAAGCAGCUGACGGACUGCAUAACGGAAUUUCUUAAGGAAGAAAAAUUAGAAGGGGACAAUCGUUAUUUUUGUGAAACUUGUCAGAGUAAGCAGAAUGCCACGAGGAAGAUCAGGCUGCUAAGUCUUCCCUGCACGCUCAACCUGCAGCUGAUGCGUUUCGUGUUUGACAGGCAAACUGGCCAUAAGAAAAAGCUCAACACCUACAUCGGCUUCUCUGAGCUGCUUGACAUGGAGCCUUUUAUGGAGCAAAAAAACAGCGUCUACGUCUAUGAACUUAGUGCCGUCCUCAUACACCGCGGCGUGAGCGCAUAUUCCGGGCACUACAUCGCCCACGUGAAGGAUCCGCAGACGGGCGAGUGGUACAAAUUUAACGAUGAAGACAUAGAAAAGAUGGAAGGGAAGAAACUGCAGUUGGGGAUUGAGGAAGAUCUAGCGGAACCUUCAAAAUCCCAGACUCGUAGACCCAAGUGCGGGAAAGGUACUCACUGCUCGCGCAAUGCUUACAUGCUGGUAUACAGGCUGCAAACCCGGGAGAAAUAUUUGGCAGUUGAAGUACCAGCUUUUCUGCAGGAGCUGGUAGAGCGUGAUAACUGCAAGUUUGAGGAGUGGUGCAAUGAAAUGGCCGAGAUGCGCAAACAGAGCGUGGCCAGAGGCAAAAUCAAACACGAAGAGGUGAAGGAGCUCUACAAAAAGUUACCCGCUGAAGCUGGUUCCCCGUACGAUUUCAUCUCUCUCGAAUGGCUGCAGAAAUGGCUGGAUGAGUCUACCCCUCCAAAACCUAUAGAUAACACAGCCUGCCUCUGCUCACACGGCAAACUCCAUCCCGACAAAAUAUCCAUUAUGAAGAGGAUAUCUGAGUACGUGGCUGACUUCUUCUACAGGCAAUACGGAGGAGGGCCUCGGCUGAAUGUCAAAGCACUUUGCAAGGACUGCGUGGUAGAAAGGUGUCGAAUCCUGCGACUGAAAAACCAGUUAAAUGAAGACUACAAAACCGUUACGAACUUGCUGAAGAUAACAGUCAAGGGGAACGACGGGUUUUGGGUUGGAAAGGCGUCCUUGCGGAGCUGGCGUCAGUUGGCUCUGGAGCAAUUAAAUGAGCAAGAUGAAGACGCAGAGCACAGUAAUGGAAAAAUGAAUGGGAAUGCACAAAACAAAGAUGAAUCAAAUGAAGAGAAGAGAGAGGAGGAAGAGGAGUUAAAUUUUAAUGAAGACAUCGUUUGCCCACAUGGUGACCUGUGCAUAUCCGAAAACGAACGGAGAGUGGUUUCGAAGGAAGCCUGGGAGAAACUCAAGCAAUAUUUUCCAAAGGCCCCUGAAUUCCCAAAUAACAAGGAGUGCUGUUCCCAGUGCAAGAUUUUGGAACGUGAAGGGGAGGAAAACGAAGCUCUACAUAAGAUGAUGGCCAGCGAGCAGAAGACUUCUCUCCAGAACCUGUUUCAUGAUAAAUGCAGACCUUGCCUAGGCAGCUGGCCUCAGGAGACAGAUGAGCUGUAUAUUGUUUCACAGUUCUUUGUAGAAGAAUGGAGGAAAUUUGUCAGGAGGCCGACGCGAUGCAGCCCCGUGUCCUCAGUAGGAAACAGUGCUCUUCUCUGCCCCCACGGGGGCCUCAUGUUCACCUACGCUUCCAUGACCAAAGAAGACUCCAAACUUAUAGCUCUAAUAUGGCCCAGCGAGUGGGAGAGGAUUCAAAAACUCUUCGUUGUGGAUCACGUCAUCAAAAUCACCCGAACGCAAGCUGCCGGGGCAGACCCUGAGAGUGCACUUUACACCUCUGAGCCCCAACUCUGUCCAGAGUGCAGAGAGGGGCUGUUGUGCCAACAGCAGCGGGACUUGCGUGAGUACACCCAAGCAACCAUCUACAUCCAUAAAGUGGUGGAUAAUAAAAAGGUAAUGAAGGACGCUGCUCCAGAGCUGAACGUGAGCAGCUCAGAAGCUGAAGAGGACAGGGAGGAAAGCAAGCCAGAGGGGGAGCAAGACCCAGAUUUUAACCAGACCAAUGGAGGUGCGAAGCGCCAGAAGAUCUCGCACCAGAGCUACAUUGCUUACCAAAAACAAGGCAUCAGGCGAAGCACCCGACACCGGAAAGUCAGAGGGGAGAAAGCGCUGCUUGUUUCUGCUAAUCAGACACUGAAAGAGCUGAAAAUACAGAUCAUGCAUGCAUUUUCAGUUGCUCCCUUCGACCAGAAUUUGUCCAUCGAUGGGAAGAUACUGAGCGACGACACCGCAACGCUCGGCAGCCUGGGUGUCAUCCCCGAGUCCGUCAUUUUAUUAAAGGCUGAUGAACCGAUUGCAGAUUACGCAGCGAUGGAUGAUGUUAUGCAAGUUUGUAUGCCUGAAGAAGGAUUUAAAGGGACUGGUUUACUUGGACACUGAUGGUUUUCUAAGCAUUGGCAACAGCGGAGUGACCAGGAGGGAAGAGGAUUUUGACAUGGUAGGGCAUACAUUAAAAAAAAAAAAAAAAAAAAAAAAAAAAAAAAAAAAAAAAAAAAAAAAAAGGAAAAAAAAAAAAAAAAAAGGUGGAUUCAGGACUGAACUCUUUGACUCUUCCAGAAGGCAGAAACCCAUUCCGAAAUGACUGCCCCCCCUCUGAGAAAAGAAAAAAAAAUGCCUUAUGUCAAAGCAGAUUGCACUGAAGGACACCCUGCCUUCAAGAGAACGUUUCCCCAUUUUAUAUUUAAUAAAGCAAGAGGAAGGUCGGGAGGUUUAGUGGCAGGGAGCAGCAUAUCGUGCUGACAGGUGAGGGAGGCGGAGGCGUUCCCCUGUACCCCCCAACUCCGCUCCCGUGCCGCUCGCCUGUCCGAAAAGCAGUUUAUAAUCCGGUAGAUCCAAACCAUCUCGAUCUGUUCUCUGGGAACUCUUUAAGCGUAACCUGCUUACAGAUAAUCCUGUCUUUGAUCCACUCUUACUCUCUCAGUACAGCAUGGAGGUAAAGAAAUCGUUUACUUGUGAGGAAUGUCUCUUUUUUUAAAACUUAUCUAUUAAACCCAAAAAACUGAAGCGGGGGGGUUGCCACUUGCCUUUCACUUCCAAAAGUUAGGAUGACUUCACCCACCCCAUCUUUCUCUGUGAACUGUGGUUUGGUUUUUUUAGAAACUGUGGGGUAUUUUAACGACUUUUGAGAACACCUUUUUCCUUCCCUCUGGGACUGCCAGGAGCCCUCAGGAGCUGGCAAAGGGGGUGCGGGUGGGGGGAGUUUCCCAUGGGAAGAGCUUGUAUUUUUACACACACACACACCCCCCCACACACCCCAAUUCUCCUAGUUUUUCAGGAAUGCACUAAUAAUUAUUUGGGGUUUGGCACCUGGAGCUCUCCCCUUUGCCCAUGAGCAGCGGGACAGAGCGUACCCCUUCCAGACCUUACAAACAGGGCGCUCCCAAGGUAUCUCCAGAAUAAAGUUAGACAUUUCCUCUGCCUUUUUCUAGCCUUUUAACUCGUUUCUGCGGCAAAGUGCGAUGGGGGGAGUCAGGUCGCUGCCACACCAGCUUUAGUUUGGGGCUGUGAGAAGGGGUGGGGGGGAUGAUGACACACACGUAUCCCAACUUUUAAAAGUUAUUUUUUAUCCCAAGAAUUGCAGCUGUGCUCGGCUGAGCCUAGGGGCUCCGAGUCCUCUCCUCUGUCCCCAGCGGGUUGGGUGGCGAAGCAGCCCGUGUUUGGGGCCAUGGAGCUCUUCAAAGGUGGUUUUUGGGGGUCAGUUUGGACCCGCGUAUUCUUUCCCAAGGUAAAGAUGUUGGCAGGAAUUUGGUGCACUGGAGCCCCUCCGUCCUUCGGAGGUUUUCUUCUUCCCCGACUGAAGCACUCGCCUGUGUACAUAUUUCCUGGAAAUUCCUUAUGAUUUUUUUUUUUAAUGUUACAAAAAAAAAUAUCUCUUCCUUGAGCUUAUAAUGUUGCAAAAUUAAAGUCUCUAAACUCAGCGGGAAGGAAGGAGCCGGGGUCAGGGUGGUGUUUCCGAGGGGGGACGUACGGCCGUGCCGUGGCAUCACCCUGUCUCACGGGGGAUGCAGGCACAAGAUGUGAUCCAAGGCCCCGUUACUGUUCUGUCUGUUAUUUGCAAACAUUAUCGGAUUAAAAUUGUCAUUUGAGCUGUGGAAGCCUUAUUAAAGCGCAUACACAUG
This is a messenger RNA of Egretta garzetta (little egret), 5081 nucleotides long. RefSeq names its product ubiquitin specific peptidase 48 (gene USP48). The record is from RefSeq and is a predicted model, not a curated record. The transcript has 26 exons. Bases 544 to 3342 code for a protein of 932 amino acids. Gene Ontology annotation, cellular component: cytosol; nucleus. Lineage: Eukaryota; Metazoa; Chordata; Aves; Pelecaniformes; Ardeidae. Gene Ontology annotation, molecular function: cysteine-type deubiquitinase activity; protein binding; cysteine-type endopeptidase activity. Gene Ontology annotation, biological process: protein deubiquitination.